UGUCAUUUUCUCAUCAUAGUUAAUGUAAAAGACAUUUCAUUUGCUAACUGCAAAAACAAUCGUUAAUUGUUUCGUAAUAUCAGUGAACAUUAUGUCUUAUAUAACGAAAGCAGCAACUUUUGCAUUUUUUAAACAUUUUGUGGCAAGCUUUGCAUUAAAAUCACAAAUAUUUAACAAAGAAACAGACACACGAAUAGUUUCAAGUGGAGCAUCAAUGAUGACAACAAAAGUGAAAUCUGGAUUCGAAUGUGCUAUCAUGUGUACAAAUGAUUAUAACUGCGGGUCCUGUAGCUUUGACAAAUACUUGGAACAAUGCCAGUUUUCUUGUUCAUGCAGUCCUACAAUGGAACGCCAUAACGGAUCAUAUACAUUUAUUAAGACUCCUAAAUCAGCUCCUGCAAGGGACUGCAGUGAACUGCCAGAUGAAACAAAUAGUGGAGUGUAUUGUAUUCAGCCUGAAAUAGGAUCUGAAAUUGCUGUGUUCUGUGAAAUGAACAUUGAUGAUGGGGGAUGGACAACAAUCCAGAGAAGAUAUGAUGGUACUGUGGACUUCUAUCGGUUUUGGGAUGAUUACAAAUCUGGAUUUGGGGACAUAGCUGGUGAACAUUGGCUUGGAAAUGAUAAUUUGCAUGUCAUUCUACGACAAGGAUCCUACCAAGUCCGAUUUGACCUUGAAGACUUUGCAGGGAAUACAUCGCAUGCUAUUUAUGAUACAAUAUAUGUUGGGGAUGAGAGUACAAACUACACACUCUUUCUGAUGGAUUACAGUGGAACAGCAGGUAAUGCAAUGGUGGAUUUGGAUCCAAAAUUAAAUCAUAUGUUUACCGCUCGUGACAGGGACAACGAUUUAAGCCCAGACCUUAACUGUGGUAUAAAAAAGGAAAGUGGAUGGUGGCAUACUGCAUGUACGUCUGUCAAUAUCAAUGGUGGAUAUGGAGAGAUGUAUAAUGAUACUUCGAACAUGUAUUGGAAAACAUGGAAACCAAAUGCGCUAAAACAAACAAGAAUGAUGAUCAAACCAAUGGAAACAACUGUUGGAAUAAUUGGUAUUGGUUAAUAGAAAGUAAACUUACAGAAUCAGACUUUUUUUGAACUUUCAUAAGAUAAUAUGUUUUGCUUUCAAUUUGAUUGGUUAGUAUUUGCGCUAUUCAUGGCAGAUUUCCGGUCAAAAUCAGUCAUUUAGUAGUGCAUAUUCAAUCAAAUAGACCGAACCAAAUAUUUUAACUUUUCCCUGUGUGAUAUUUCUGUUUAGAAUCAAUCAAUAAAACUCAUUGACUUAUGAAAUCAUGA
Messenger RNA from Mytilus californianus (California mussel), 1290 nucleotides. RefSeq names its product fibrinogen-like protein A. The transcript is spliced from 5 exons. The record is from RefSeq and is a predicted model, not a curated record. NCBI's taxonomy places the organism in Eukaryota, Metazoa, Mollusca, Bivalvia, Mytilida, Mytilidae. The coding region runs from base 92 to 1057 and encodes 321 amino acids.